AUGGAUUCUCAAGGUGCCACACUCCCUCCUCAUGUACUCAUUUUUCCGGUGCCAAUUCAGGGCCAUGUGAAGUCCAUGCUCAAUCUAGCCGAACUCCUCUGUCUUUCUGGCCUUGACAUUACAUUCAUGGUCUCUGAUUUCAGCCACAACCGCCUCCUCAAGCACACCACAGUCGUUUCGCGUUUCAAGCAGUACCCUGGGUUCCGUUUCCAGUCCAUCACCGAUGGGCUUCCUGAUGACCAUUCUCGAGCUGGCCAGGAAGUCAUGGAUCUCCUGCCUUCUACCAAAAACAUAACGGCACCACUAUUUAAGCAGAUGAUGGUUGAGAAGAACUUAUUCGCCUCUGAAACCCGAAGGCCAGUUACUUGCAUCAUAGCUGACGGGUCCCUGCCGUUUGUCGGUGAUUUUGCUUUAGAGAAAGGGAUUCCCCUCAUAUAUUUUCGUACUAUUAGUGCUUGCUCCUUUUGGGCUUAUUUUUGUAUACCUGAACUCAUUGAAGCCGGUGAAAUUUCCGUUGAAGGUGUCCACUCUCUUUCCUGA
Fraxinus pennsylvanica is the source of this 540-nucleotide messenger RNA. Lineage: Eukaryota; Viridiplantae; Streptophyta; Magnoliopsida; Lamiales; Oleaceae. The record is from the annotation of a GenBank genome assembly.